This is a messenger RNA of Durio zibethinus, 4205 nucleotides long. The record is from RefSeq and is a predicted model, not a curated record. Lineage: Eukaryota; Viridiplantae; Streptophyta; Magnoliopsida; Malvales; Malvaceae.
AUAGAAACAAGACAAAAAUGGUGGAGUAAAUCUAUUGAAAUCAGUCAUCAGUGUUUCAGUAAGAAGUGACACUCUCUCAAGUCUGGAGAGUCAGGGUGGAAGGGUUUAAGAACCCCUUUCUUGCUUCCUUUAUUGUCUUUCAAGAACAGAAAGAGGGCAAAAUGGCAACGAGAGAAGAAGUGACUAGGGAGAAAGAGGAUAAGGGAGUUGCAGCGAACGAGGAAGAAGACGAUGAGCAUGACUCAAAGGAAAGGGUUCUACAAAGAUACUUUCUCCAAGAGUGGAAACUGGUGAAAUCUCUCCUCGAUGACAUUGUUUCCAAUGGCCGUGUCUCAGAUCCCACAUCCGUUCACAAGAUCCGUUCCAUUAUGGAUAAGUAUCAAGAACAAGGCCAAUUGCUAGAACCCUACUUGGAAAGCAUGGUUUCGCCUUUAAUGUUCAUCAUCCGAUCUAAAACAGUCGAACUAGGCAUCAAUUCCGAUGAGAUUCUCCAAAUAAUCAAGCCUAUAUCUAUCAUUAUUUAUUCUCUUGUAACCGUUUCCGGUUACAAAUCCGUUAUCAAGUUCUUUCCACAUCAAGUUUCCGAUCUAGAAAUCGCUGUUUCUCUCCUGGAAAAAUGCCACAACACAUCAUCCGUCACGUCAUUGCGGCAAGAAAGUACGGGAGAAAUGGAGGCGAAAUGCGUGAUCCUUUUGUGGCUUUCAAUUCUUGUUUUGGUUCCAUUUGAUAUAUCCUCUGUUGAUACUAGCAUUGCGAAUAGCAUUGGUAGCACCGGUGAGGAUGAGUUGGCUCCUUUGGUGUUGAGAAUAAUAGGGUUUUCUAAAGAUUACCUUUCCAAUGCCGGCCCGAUGCGUACUAUGGCAGGAUUAGUCUUCUCAAAGCUCCUAACACGGCCGGAUAUGCCUAAGGCUUUGGCCAGCUUUAUUGAAUGGACUCAUGAAGUUUUAUCUUCGUCAGUGGAUGAUGUUGUAAGUCAUUUUCAGUCGAUAGGUGCUGUAGAAGCCCUUGCUGCCAUUUUUAAGGCUGGCAGCAGGAAAGUGUUGGUGGAUGUUGUUCCUACCAUUUGGAAUGAUGUCUCCCUUUUGAUCAAGUCAGGUACUGCUGCUAGGAGUCCUUUGCUUCGCAAGCAUUUGGUAAAGUUAACUCAAAGAAUUGGACUUACUUGCCUCCCUCAUCGUUCACCAACCUGGCGUUAUGUGGGAAGAACCAGCUCACUUGGAGAGAAUAUUUCUUUGAAUGCAUCCAACAAGAAUGAUCAAUUAAACCAUGGUGUAGUUCUAGAGAACUCCAAAUCAGAUGAAAAUUCCAACUGUCCUCAAGAUGAAGAUCUGGAUGUUCCAGAGAUUCUGGAAGAGAUAAUUGAGGUGUUGCUUUCUGGAUUGAGAGACACGGACACUGUUGUACGUUGGUCUGCUGCGAAAGGUAUAGGCCGUGUAACUUCACGUUUAACGUCUGCGCUCUCAGAAGAGGUCUUGUCAUCUGUGUUGGAGCUGUUUACACCUGGUGAGGGAGAUGGUUCAUGGCAUGGAGGUUGCUUAGCAUUGGCUGAACUGGCAAGGAGAGGGUUGCUCUUACCUACCAGUCUCUCCAAAGUCGUACCUGUUGUUGUAAAGGCAUUACAUUAUGAUGUUCGAAGAGGUCCACAUAGUGUUGGAUCUCAUGUACGAGAUGCUGCUGCCUAUGUUUGUUGGGCAUUUGGUCGUGCAUAUUAUCAUACAGAUAUGAGAAAUGUAUUGGAUCAGCUUGCUCCCCACCUAUUAAGUGUGGCCUGCUAUGAUCGUGAGGUUAACUGUAGAAGAGCUGCUGCAGCUGCUUUUCAGGAGAAUGUUGGAAGACAAGGAAAUUACCCACAUGGCAUUGAUAUAGUGAAUACUGCUGAUUACUUUUCACUUUCGUCACGAGUGAACUCUUACAUUCAUGUUGCUGUCUGUAUUGCUCAAUAUGAAGGGUAUCUUCAUCCAUUUGUGGAUGAGCUUCUGCAUAACAAGAUCUGUCACUGGGAUAAGGGCUUGAGAGAGCAUGCUGCAGAGGCACUUGCUGCUCUUGUCAGUUAUGAUGCUGCAUACUUUGCAGACUCUGUUCUGGAAAAGUUAAUUCCUUUUACUCUGUCAUCUGAUUUAUGCACACGCCAUGGUGCAACCUUGGCUGCUGGAGAACUUGUUUUGGCACUACAUCGAUGUGGUUAUGAUCUUCCCAGUGAUAAAAAGAAAGAAGUUUCUGGUAUCGUUCCUGCUAUUGAGAAAGCACGCCUUUAUCGGGGGAAGGGUGGAGAAAUAAUGCGGGCAGCUGUUUCCCGGUUUAUUGAAUGCGUCUCAUUCUCUCAACUACCUUUGCCAGAGAAAGUAAAACGAAGUUUGAUUGAUACCCUUAACGAGAAUUUGAGACACCCUAACUCUCAGAUACAGACUGCAGCUGUGAAAGCCCUAAAACACUUUGUACAAGCAUACCUUGUUGCUACGGAUAAUAAAGGUGCCAUUGAUAUAACAAUGAAGUACCUGCAACUCCUGGAUGAUUCAAAUGUGGCUGUAAGAAGAGGAUCUGCAAUGGCAUUGGGUGUUUUACCCUACAAAUUGUUGGUUAAUCAUUGGAGGGAUGUGAUUUUGAAGCUUUGCAGCUCUUGUGCAAUUGAGGAUAACCCUGAGGAUAGAGAUGCUGAAGCACGGGUUAAUGCUGUCAAAGGACUUAUAUCUGUUUGUGAGACAUUAACUCAGGCGAGAGAAAAUUCUGAUAUCCAUUCUGGAGAGGAUGACAUGUCUCUCUUUCAUCUCAUCAAGAAUGAUGUGAUGGUUAGUUUGUUUAAAGCUCUUGAUGACUAUUCUGUAGAUAACAGAGGUGAUGUGGGUUCUUGGGUUCGUGAGGCCGCUAUGGAAGGCCUUGAAAAAUGCACAUAUAUCCUUUGUAAGAGAGGUUCCACAAACUAUACCAGGAAACCAGACAUGCUUGAAUCUGUGUCAAAGCUGCCUAAUAGCAAUGUUGAUGAAGAGAAUCAAAUGUGCCCAUUUUUUGACAUAAAUAUUGCUACCAAUUUGGUGGGGGGGAUCGCAAAGCAAGCUGUAGAAAAGAUGGAUAAACUAAGAGAAGUGGCUGCUAAGGUUCUCCAAAGGAUUCUGUACCACAAGGAAAUUUUCAUUCCUUUUAUACCUUACAGAGAAAAGAUAGAAGAAAUUGUUCCCAAUGAAAUAGAUUUAAAGUGGGGAGUACCUGCCUUUUCAUAUCCACGUUUUGUGCAAUUACUUCAGUUCGGUCGUUAUAGCAGACCAGUACUGUCUGGUUUAGUUAUUUCAAUUGGUGGGUUGCAAGAUUCUUUAAGGAAGGCAUCACUCUCUGCAUUUUUGGAGUAUCUUCAAGUUGAUGAAGACAUUAAUAAGGAAUCCAAGGUGUGUAAGUUAUCCACUGACAUCCUUUGGAUUCUCCAAGAGUAUAAGAGGCUCGACAGGGUCAUUAUACCGACUUUGAAGAGGCAUUCCAAUACAAUUGAGAUUCUUUUCAGCAAAAAAAUAUUCUUGGAUAUGGAGGCUCAUACUUCAAUUUUCUGUGCUGGUGUUUUGGAUUCUCUGGGGGUUGAAUUGAAAGGGUCCAGGGACUUCUCCAAGUUAUAUGCAGGCAUUGCAAUACUUGGAUAUAUUGCUUCAAUUUCAGAUCCUGUCAACUCCCGGGCCUUUUCUCAUCUGCUCACGUUCCUCAGCCAUCGGUACCCUAAGAUUCGCAAAGCUGCUUCCGAACAAGUUUAUCUGGUCUUGCUGCAAAACGGAAGUCUAGUGUCUGAGGAAAAAACAGACAAGGCACUUGAAAUUAUUUCUGAAACUUGCUGGGAUGGUGACGUGGAAACAGCAAAGCUUAUGAAGCUGGAAUUGCUUGAAAUUGCUGGUCUGGAUGUUGGACAGCUAAAAACCACUGAAAAAGUACGAAAAAAGGAUGAUAAGAAAUCUGCAGCUCCAGAUGAAAAUGAAUCCUACUCUUCAUUGGUUGAGUCAACUGGGUUUUUGAUUGCUUAAAAGAAAAAACAGCCAGCCUCCUGUUGUACUUUUUUAUCUUUUUACUUGUUUCAUUUCAUUAAUGAGCUUCUCAAGGUGAUGGUAGGCCUUUGUCACGGGAGGGUUUAGUUAAAAAUAUAUGCAUACUAGAUGAAUAUCCUCGUGUUGAUGCGGAAUGAAUUUUGUAAUUAAAAUUAGUAAUUUUGUAUUUUAAAAAUAUUGAUCCUUUUA